CCUCACCUUUCCAGAGUACUGAGAUUACAGGCAUAACCUACUAUGCUCAGCCCCAAUGAAAGUCUUUUAACAUGGAUUAUCAUGUAAAUACUCCAUUUCUUCCAGCUAAAGAAUAUUCUAACAGAGAGCUGACAGAGUGAGUCUAGUGAACUUUCCAGCACAUGUGUGACCACCCUUCAACUAACAUGGUCAGGCACCCCACUUUACCUCCUGAGCUCAAUUGCAGUUAGAUUCCAAAUAUUCCAGAUGUUCCAGUGGACCCUUCUAAUUGUAAGCAUCGCACCUUGGCCUCACUGCAGGUGACACCCCUGGGUGUGUGGGAAGAUUAUGGGACCAAAGAACUUACAGCUUCUUCCUCUUGAGUAAACAUUGUGGCAGGCAGGAGAACCUUGUUUUGGUUUUACUCUUUUAAAUAUCACAUGCUUGGUGGGAAUGUCAGCAGAAGUAUCCAGGCUGAACAGACAGUUUUAAGUUCCCCUUUCCCCUCCUUCUUACUCAAUAUCCUGAGGACAUAAUAGAAAUUUUCUUGUCUAAGUUCUGCUGGUUGGGGGAGGGAGGUGUGGCUCACUGAACCACUGCUCUGGACAAACCCCUGCCAGGCAUCAGAAAGCACUGCAGUUCUUAAGUUCCACAUGCAGAGCAGGUGCAACAGCCAAAAGUGAGUGGGGUCCCGGCGCUGGCCCAGGAACAUCUACUAAAGCAGGCCAUCCUCCCGCCUUGUUCUGCAGGAGUCAGACAAGCAGGGGAGACCCAGUAGAAGGACCUCUAAGAAAAAAGGAUGACGGUGGAAAGAAAGGUCUGGAAAUGAGACUGACAGCCCAUCCUUAUUACUUCUUCCUUCUCUUCCUGUGUGCCUCCAGACAAUGGCCUCUAAACAGAACAAUUCUGAAAGAUGGAAAAGCAGAUGUGAAGUCCCUCAUGGCGAAAUUUAACACAGGGGGCAACCCGACAGAGGAGGUCUCAGUCAAUAGCCGACCCUUCAGAGUCACAGGGCCAAACUCAUCUUCAGGAAUACAAACAAGAAAGAACUUAUUCAACAACCAAGGAAAUGCCAGCCCUCCUGCAGGACCCAGCAACGUACCUAAGUUUGGGUCCCCAAAGCCACCUGUGGCAGUCAAACCUUCUUCUGAGGAAAAGCCUGACAAGGAACCCAAGCCCCCGUUUCUAAAGCCCACUGGAGCGGGCCCAAGAUUUGGAACACCAGCCAACUCAACCACCAGAGACGCCGAGGCGAAAGUGGGAUUUCUGAAACCUGUAGGCCCUAAGCCUAUCAACUUGCCCAAAGACGAUUCCAAACCUGCGUUUCCCUGGCCUCCUGGGAACAAGCCAUUACUUCACAGUGUAAACCAAGACCAUGACCUAAAGCCACCAGGCCCGAAAACUGGGCCUACUCCUCCAACUCCGGAAAGUGAACAGAAGCCAGCGUUUCCCAAAUUGGCUGGGGUUAAAGGGAAAUUUAUGUCAGCAUCACCAGAUCUGGAACCCAAGCCUCUCUUCCCCAAACCUGCCUUUGGCCAGAAGCCACACCUAAGCACCGAGGACUCCCAUGAAGACGAAAGCCCCGCAAAGAAUGUGUCUCCAUCAAAAGGGGCCCCAGCUCCCCUGGGAGUCAGGUCCAAAAGCGGCCCUUUAAAACCAACAAGGGAAGACCCAGAAAAUAAAGACCAUGCAGGGGAGAUUUCAAGUUCGCCCUUCCCCGGAGUGGUUUUGAAACCUGCUGCGAGCAGAGGAGCCCCAGGCCUCUCCAGAAAUGGUGAAGAAAAAAAGGAAGAUAGGAAGAUAGAUGCUGCUAAGAACAUCUUCCUGAGCAAAAUCAAUCAGGAAGAGUCCGCCUCAGGGGCUCCUCCUGCCAGGCUCCCUAAGGCCCCUUCUAAGCUGACAGUCGGGGGGCCAUGGGGCCAAAGUCAGGAAAAGGAAAAGGGAGACAAGAAUUCAGCCACCCCAAAGCAGAAGCCAUUGCCUCCCUUAUUUACCUUGGGUCCACCUCCACCAAAACCCAACAGACCACCAAAUGUUGACCUGACGAAAUUCCACAAAACCUCUUCUGGAAACAGUACUAGCAAAAACCAGAUGCCUUACUCAACAACUUCCCCGCCACCACCUCCACCAGCCCAUCCGGCCAGCCAACCACCAUUGCCAGCAUCUCACCCAACACAACCACCAGCCCCAAGCCUACCUCCCAGAAAUAUUAAACCUCCAUUUGACCUCAAAAGUCCUGUCAAUGAAGAUAAUCAAGAUGGUGUCAUGCACUCUGAUGGUGCUGGAAAUCUUGAUGAGGAACAAGAUAGUGAAGGAGAAACAUAUGAAGACAUAGAAGCAUCCAAAGAAAGAGAAAAGAAAAGAGAAAAGGAGGAAAAGAAGAGAUUAGAGCUGGAGAAAAAGGAACAGAAAGAGAAAGAAAAGAAAGAACAAGAAAUAAAGAAGAAAUUUAAACUAACAGGCCCUAUUCAAGUCAUCCAUCUUGCAAAAGCUUGUUGUGAUGUCAAAGGAGGAAAGAAUGAACUGAGCUUCAAGCAAGGAGAGCAAAUUGAAAUCAUACGCAUCACAGACAACCCAGAAGGAAAAUGGCUGGGCAGAACAGCAAGAGGUUCAUAUGGCUAUAUAAAAACAACUGCUGUAGAGAUUGACUAUGAUUCUUUGAAACUGAAAAAAAACUCUCUUGGUGCUCUUUCAAGACCUACUGAAGAUGACCAAGAAGUAUACGAUGAUGUUGCAGAGCAGGAUGAUGUUAGCAGCCACAGUCAGAGUGGAAGUGGAGGGCUAUUCCCUCCACCACCAGAUGAUGACAUUUAUGAUGGCAUUGAAGAGGAAGAUGCUGAUGAUGGCUCCAUGCUACAGGUUCAAGAGAAGAGUAACACGUGGUCCUGGGGGAUUUUGAAGAUGUUAAAGGGAAAAGAUGACAAAAAGAAAAGUAUACGAGAGAAACCCAAAGUCUCUGAGUCAGACAAUAAUGAAGGUUCAUCUUUCCCUGCUCCUCCUAAACAAUUGGACAUGGGAGAUGAAGUUUACGAUGAUGUGGAUACCUCUGAUUUCCCUGUUCCAUCAGCAGAGAUGAGUCAAGGACCUAAUAUUGGAAAAGCUAAGGCAGAAGAAAAGGACCUUAAGAAGCUAAAAAAGCUGGAAAAAGAAGAAAAAGACUUCAGGAAAAAAUUUAAAUAUGAUGGUGAAAUUAGAGUUCUAUAUUUAACUAAAGUUACAUCUUCCAUAACUUCUAAAAAGUGGGGAACCAGAGAUCUGCAGGUGAAACCUGGUGACUCUCUAGAAGUUAUACAAAACACAGAUGAUACAAAAGUUCUCUGCAGAAAUGAAGAAGGGAAAUAUGGCUAUGUCCUUCGGAGUUAUCUAGUGGACAAUGAUGGAGAGAUCUAUGAUGAUAUUGCUGAUGGUUGUAUAUAUGACAAUGACUAGCACUCAACUUUGGUCAUUCUGCUGUGUUCAUUAGGUGCCAAUAUGAAGUCUGAAUUUUAAUUGGCAUGUUAUUGGGUAUCAAGAGAAUUAAUGCACAAAACCACUUAUUAUCAUUUGUUAUGAAAUCCCAAUUGUCUUUACAAAGUUUUAAAAUUUUGAGCAUAGAAAACGAUCUUUCUGCUUAGUUGCUAUCUCAGAAGACUACAUUAGUGAGGUGUAAGAAUUAUUAAAUAUCCCAUUUCUGCUUUGGCUACAAUUAUGAAGAAUUUGAAGAUACUUCUUUUAGACCAUCAAUAAGUAAUCCCCCUUCAAAAAAUAAAAAGAAAAGAAAAAGGAAAAUCAUUCAAGAAGAAAUGACCUGUCUAAAAAACCUAAGGAAGAAUAAUAAUAUACGGAAGGAAAUUUUGAAACAUUCCACAAAAGAAAAAUUAUUGUUUCUACUUCUAAUUAUGAUUAUGCUUUAUAUUCUCUAUUCAAAUGACCUGUCUUUUAAAAAGGCAGUGCUGUUUUUUCUCUUGCUUGUGGGUUAAAUGUUUUAAAAAAUUAUAGCAGUAGUAGAACUUUUGUAUAAAAUUUGCCCCUAUUUGGUAAUUGUAUAUAUAUGUUAAUUAUUUGAUACGAAUGUUAUGCAUUUAGUAUGCACAUUGAAGUCUAAACUGUAGAAGAGUCUGAAACAAGUUCUCUUUUUGCAGAUUCACAUGCUAACAGUUUAAUUCUAUGCUCUGUUUAAAGUACUCUUAUAACUAGAGUAGAUCUGAACAAGGACAAUCCUAAAAUUAUGAGGAGUGGAAGAAUGGACCUUGAAACUAACAA
Messenger RNA from Cebus imitator (Panamanian white-faced capuchin), 4221 nucleotides. RefSeq names its product FYN binding protein 1 (gene FYB1). The transcript has 20 exons. Gene Ontology annotation, cellular component: plasma membrane. The coding region runs from base 805 to 3408 and encodes 867 amino acids. Gene Ontology annotation, biological process: integrin-mediated signaling pathway; T cell receptor signaling pathway; protein localization to plasma membrane. Lineage: Eukaryota; Metazoa; Chordata; Mammalia; Primates; Cebidae. The record is from RefSeq and is a predicted model, not a curated record. Gene Ontology annotation, molecular function: lipid binding; protein binding.